UCCCUUCCACCUCCAAUCCCUUCCCUACCCUCUCUCUACGCCCAUCGGUCAGCUCCAGCACCAAGAGACAGCCCACCACCACCCGUAGACUCAGCCCCUCUCCUCGGGCCACUUCUGCCGUGGUCUCUGAGACAACGAGCCCCAUCAGGCUCACCUAUCUCGAGGUGAAUAGCUGGCUCUGGGUUGUGGGUGGGGUGAGCAUCUUAGUGGACCCCCUCCUCGUGGGUAACCUGGAUUUCGGGCUGCCAUGGCUCUUCGACGGGGCGAAGAAGGUGCUGAAGAAGUUUCAGGUGGAGGAUCUUCCAGAGAUCGACUGCUUGGUAAUUACGCAGAGCCUUGAUGACCACUGCCAUGUGAGGACUCUGACUCGGCUAUCCAAGAAGCUCCCCGAUCUGCCGGUGAUUGCCACUCCAAAUGCGGAGGGCAUCUUGAGACCACUCUUCAACAAUGUUACAUAUUUAGAACCUGGCCAGAGCUCUGAUGUGGAUGGAAAACAUGGUGCCAGAGUGAAUGUCUGUGCUACUGCAGGCCCUAUAUUAGGGCCUCCUUGGCAGCGUCCAGAAAAUGGGUACAUAGUCAAAUGUGGACAAAGUCAUUUAUCUUUAUACUAUGAACCACACUGCGUAUACAACCAUGCCUUUCUACAAAAAUACAAGGCAGAUGUAAUCAUCACUCCAGUUAUAAAACAACUGCUUCCUUUCUUCACUUUGGUAUCUGGACAAGAAGAUGCAGUUCAGCUAGCAAAGUUGCUACGACCCAAGUACAUUGUUCCUAUGAAAAAUGGAGAUAUAGACAGCAAAGGAAUUCUCUCAAGUAUUCUUCAUAGUGAGGGUACAAUAGAAUCAUUCAAGGAACUGUUGUCAAGAGAGCUGCCUGAUGCACGUGUUUUGGAGCCUACACCUGGUGUACCACUUGAAAUUUCCAUGUCUUCCACUGUCUCAUAGUGUAGCUUGUAAAGCUGUAGAGUACAUCCUCCCCUUGAAAUGGGGUAAAAAAAGAGAGAGAGAGAGAGAGAGAGAGAGAGAGAAACCGUGAUCAUAACAGAAGCUUUAUGAUAAGGUUGGAAGGACUUCUCUUCCUUUUUUUUUCACUUCUCUGUUUAUUUGCUCUUGAUUCAGUGAACUUCCUACAGGAGCUCACUGGCUGAAGUUACUCAUAAGAUAAACUGCGCCAUGUGACUUCAUAAUGUGUGGGCGUGUGCCCGUGUUUUGUGAGUUUUCUCUCUUUUUUUUUUGGCUGGGAGGGAAGGAGGGGGAGGUUGAGGUGGUACUUUGUUUUGCCAGGAAGCACUUCCUUGUUUGAGUAGGUGUAAUUUGAUUGGGCCCCAAGUGUGGCAGUUCAGUUGAUUUAAGCAUGGUGUGGCCGAUUGCAGCUCUACCAAUGCUUAAGAGACGUACAAGACUUGCAGCCGUUCUGGGAGCAGUUCGGUGGUGAUGGAAGCAACUCCUCCCACAAUCCGGCGUGAAUAUGUCUGGAGUCUGACCAUGGCUAUGUUCGAAGAUGGUUUAGAGUUAUUAGGGUUCUAAACUUCACCCAUUCGGCAGGUCAUUAACAUGAUUUGGUUGCGGCAGAAGAAAGGAGUUGUCCAGGGUUUGCCUGGUCGGUCAACUGAUGGCUUCAACUUAUUCCCGACUCUGAACAUCAGCAUAUGCGAUCAUGUGAAGUCUACAGAGUCUUGUGGUAAAAGACCAUCAAAUUGUAUUAUGCUGGCACAACAACUCAUGGUGCAAGCUUGGCAUGCUGCUGCUGGUUUUUCCUCUUCCAAAAUGAGAAAGAAGAAAACCAAGAAACGGAGAAGAACAAAUUCAUGGUACACGAGUCCUUUCUUGCAGAAAGAUUCAUUUA
Elaeis guineensis (African oil palm) is the source of this 1845-nucleotide messenger RNA. RefSeq lists its product as uncharacterized. NCBI's taxonomy places the organism in Eukaryota, Viridiplantae, Streptophyta, Magnoliopsida, Arecales, Arecaceae. The record is from RefSeq and is a predicted model, not a curated record.